Cottoperca gobio is the source of this 2551-nucleotide messenger RNA. RefSeq names its product PH domain containing endocytic trafficking adaptor 2 (gene pheta2). The record is from RefSeq and is a predicted model, not a curated record. Bases 608 to 1396 code for a protein of 262 amino acids. NCBI's taxonomy places the organism in Eukaryota, Metazoa, Chordata, Actinopteri, Perciformes, Bovichtidae. The transcript has 3 exons. Gene Ontology annotation, cellular component: early endosome; recycling endosome; trans-Golgi network. Gene Ontology annotation, biological process: receptor recycling; retrograde transport, endosome to Golgi; endosome organization.
UAGUAUUUUACUGUUAUAGCUGAUUGAUAUAUAUAUAUAGGCUUACAGUUUCCAGUAGUUCUCAACCUGUGGGUCGGGCCCCUCUAAAGGGUCACAAGAUAAAUCUGAGAGAUGAUUAAUAGGAGAGGAAAGAAGAAAAGCGCUGCACAAUUAUUGAAAUGAAACCAUUGGAGAAGGAGAAACGUCUCUUCGGAGGAACUGAAAACAAAUUCUACACAUCUGAAACAUGACAAGGGGCCUCAAAUAGAAACGGAUUGUUUUUUUGUAGAGGGUCACAAGCUAGAAAGGUUGAAAACCACUGCUUUGAUCUUUAAUGAAACUUUUUAUUUCAUAAGUGUGUCACGUGUUUUUGUAAAUGUAAAAUCUUCAUCUGAAAAGUAAUUUAUUGCACCUGCCAGAACAUUGAGUUGAGUAAAAAGAACAAUACUUCCUUCUGAACUGUAAGUAUUAUAGUAUGUAAGUAACUUAAUAGAAAAGUGAGAACUUGUUGUGGUUUUCAGUUACAGUAAAAUCAUUUUCUGGAUUAUGUUUUACUGAUACACGUCAUGCAGUUUUUAAUAUUUUAGAUUCUGAAUGUAAAAGCACUUUCUCUUCUUCAGGUGGUGGGAUGAAGCUCCAUGAGAAGCUCUUGACGCAUUACCUUUCAUGCACCUCUCCGGUAGAUAAAGAGGGAUACCUUUACAAAAAGAAAGAGAGAAAUGCCACCUACCAGCGGCGGUGGUUUGUCUUGAAGGCAAACCUGCUUUUCUACCAGGAGCGCCCGGGUGACCGACACCUGCUGGGUGUCAUUGUGCUGGAGGGCUGUGCAGUACGGGGCUCGGAGUCUGAUGGACAGUUUGCCUUUUCUCUGGUGUUUGAAGGGCCUGGACUCAAAACGUACAGAUUUGCAGCAGGGGAUGGUCCGACUCAAGAGAGCUGGGUGAAAGCUUUGCUCUCAGCCAGCCACUGUUACCUCUCCCUGCUGGUGAGAGACUUGGGGAGGCAGUAUGAAGAAGCUAAACAGCAACAAGGCCCUGGUGAAUCCCGUCACAGCUCCUCUGUCAGUGCCCUCAAACAGUCCACUAACUUCUUCCCUGUGCAGGGGCGUACAGCAGUGGUCAGGGAGGGGAGAAGCUUCAGCGCCUGCACUGUUUUACAAGCACCGUCAACGACAACUAAAGUGGUGGCUAAAAAAUCCCCUAAACUGUGGCCCAGGAGAAAUGCUCACGUCACACCACUUAAUGGACCGGCACCUUUGUACGGCGAGUGGCCUUUGGUGGGUUUUGAUCCUCUCGAGGACUUCAGCAAACUUCAUGAUUAUUAUGGACAGGAAGUGAAGAAAGCGAGAGAGGAAUGGCUGAGGAGUCGACGAGUAGAAGAGGAACACAGUGAUGGACAUCUCAUCGACCUGGGGUGAAAGAAAACCUGAGAGUCAGAGAUCAUUUAAGAGGAAGUGAGAUGGAGAGGUUCAUGCGUGUUGAAAAGGAACUGAAAGGUUGUGGCUUCAACUGUAUUUAAGAACAUAAGAGUCUGAGACACACACAUGUGCUAAAUGUUUCUCCGUUUCAUAUGAUGAGUUUAGAUCAUUUCUAUGUUAGAUUUGUUUGACAGAAAGUUGUAAUUUUCCUGAGAUAAGACGGCUUUAAAGUGUCCAUGGGUUGCAAAAGAGAACGAGCAAGGAAUCUGCAAACAAAGGGUCAGAAGUGGAGGUACUGCUGGGGUCUGCACUUCUGCACAUAGUGGACAUGAAGAAGUGUGUGCACAGGUUUUCUUUACAGCAUUUUGACUGACAUUACUGACAUUAACAAUGUCUCUGUUCCAUGUAAGUGUCUACGUAAGCCGUGACAGUGUAACAGUGAGCCAACAGGACCCCUGAAACUGAAGCAACUUAAUGGAAUUCAUCCAUCCUUUUAGUACUGUGUCACGUCAACAUGUCUUUCAUGAAAAACAUCUAUUCCUCGUUAGUUCUCAUGUACUAGCGGCUAAUUGGAACCUGCACACCUGCUGCCAACUGCAUAUUCAUAAAGGUUUCCUGAGCAGUUAUUCACACGUGUUGCAAUUAAGUUCGUCCAUGGUGUAAAAAGGCUUUAUGAAGCAGUAAGUAACAAAGUGCUAAUUGCAUUGAUGAUAUUCCUUUAUAUUUCCCUGAGCACUUUAGUAUUAAAACAUUUGCAAUUAGCACUUUUAUCCGUAGCAAAGAAAGGAUGUCUGGUGCGGUAUUUAUGGAAAAUAAAAGCGGUUUGACUUAAAUGUCUCAUAAUCAAUAAGUUGACUCACACACACAUCCACACAUCCGUGAUAUAAGAUUUGGGAUACACAAAAUACAAAGAGAAACAUUGUUUUAAAUGUUGAUUUAAUAUAUAUUCUUAUGUAUUAUUCCGAUAAUUAAAUUAUAGUCGAUAAAUUAUCAGCCGGACAUACGAAGUUAAAUGGCUUUCAUUGACUUAACAAGCGCAGCAUCGACACACUGAUACAGUCGGUGACGGUAUACUGUGAACCAACACUUCUGUUGCAAUAAAGGUUUUUUAAUGUUUCUUUUUAAAAUAAAUUAACAUUUGAAGAGUUAGAACUA